GUUGUGCGAGCACAGGCCCGCUGUGAUUUGGUAGCCGCUGCAGUAGGAGGAAGGACCGCGGUUCUACCACCUUCUAUCGUCUUGUUUCGACUCUAAAUUCCAUAGGUGGCUCCUUGUAGCAGCGAUCAGUCACUUGUGUGCACUCUAGUCGCCUUCUAUGAUAAUCACGUCGCUGUAUUAUCAACCCACUUAUAUCACUCGCCGUUUUAAUCGCACGUUUCCACUGACAGCAGCGCUAGCACAACAAUGGCUCUGAAAAGAAUCCACAAGGAAUUGAAUGACUUUGCACGGGAUCCUCCAGCCCAGUGUUCUGCUGGACCAGUGGGAGAUGACAGUUUUCACUGGCAAGCAACAAUAAUGGGGCCUAAUGACAGUCCUUACCAAGGCGGGGUUUUCUUCUUGACCAUCCACUUCCCCACAGAUUACCCCUUCAAACCACCAAAGGUUGCAUUUACCACAAGAAUCUACCAUCCAAAUAUCAACAGCAAUGGCAGCAUUUGUCUUGACAUCCUGCGAUCACAGUGGUCUCCAGCUCUCACCAUCUCCAAAGUUCUCCUGUCCAUCUGCUCUCUGCUGUGCGACCCAAACCCGGAUGACCCCUUAGUACCGGAGAUCGCCCGUAUCUACAAGACGGACAGGGAAAAGUACAACAAAAUAGCCCGGGAAUGGACACAAAAGUAUGCAAUGUAGUGUUGGAGCGGAAUCAUUGCCAACCAGCUCUACGGCAAAAGAUUGGGGAGCUUGAGAUGUAAAGAGAAAACAAACAAAAAACACAAACAAAUGAAAAAGUUGUUGGUUUCCAUUGGAGUGCUUUCAUUGAGCCACACCCCCCUCCCCCUCCCCACACACACCACCACCAGAUUACCUGUAAUAGUCCCUCGACACCCCGUGCCCCCCAUUCGUGUCAUCCCUCUCAUCUGUCUUGCUUCAACCCCUCCCAUCCUCACCUGCACACCCUCCCACGUACUAACAGCCGACUUGCCAUCCUCUCUGUUUUGGCCCCUGCUUCCUCACUCUAGUGUUUUAUUUGGUCUCCAAGCAGGUGUGGCUUUUGCUACCUUCCCCAGGCCCUUCAUCACUUAAAGCAUUCCUUUGAGCAUCAAAAAUUAUUUUCAUUUCCCGUUUUAGGGGGGGAGGGGCACAAUAAAUUGGAGGGACAUUGACACUCUGCAUCCUUUGUUUUUUCUUUUUUUAAUCCCAUCCGUUGAGAAGGCAGACUGACAGCGAGUGGAAAGGCACUCUGUAUUUCAUGGCCUUCUGUUGGAUACUAUGAACUGACUUGAAUUUAUCUCCAUAUUUUCCUGCUCCUCACACCUCCCAGAGUUGAUCCAUUUGUACACAGCUGAACACACACACACAACACAACAAAACACACAGAUAACUAACCCCCUCAACUACCGCCAUCUUUUUCUUUAUUGACAAAGUGGAGGUUUUGGACCAGGUAUUUAAACAAUUUAUUUUUCUUAGUUCAACCUGUGUUUUUACCCCCUACCCAUAACUCUUUAGGUUGCUUUUAUUUUUAUUUUUUUUUGUUAUAUGCUUUUUGUUAAACUAGAGGCUAACAUCUAAAUGGCUCUGGGACUGGCUUGGGCUCUGAGUGCAAGGAGAACACACUCUUCUUGCACAAAACCUCUGUAUAUUGAAUUACCUGAGAGGCUCGUUGAGCUUUGUGUGUUGAUUAAACUGUGUAAUAAAAA
Molecule: messenger RNA, 1697 nt
Organism: Nerophis ophidion (straightnose pipefish)
Lineage: Eukaryota; Metazoa; Chordata; Actinopteri; Syngnathiformes; Syngnathidae
Product: ubiquitin-conjugating enzyme E2 D2
Exons: 7
Coding region: 247-690 (147 amino acids)
Biological process (GO): ubiquitin-dependent protein catabolic process; protein K48-linked ubiquitination
Cellular component (GO): nucleus
Molecular function (GO): ubiquitin conjugating enzyme activity
Source: RefSeq, a predicted model, not a curated record